UUUUUGAUCAACAACGUAACAAUAAGAAUCGUCGCCGUGGAACAAUAUUUGGUGAUUGGAUUUCGAAGAUCGUAGUCGUUCGUAUUUAUUCUUAAUCUUAUCUUUUGAACGAAUGAAUACACAGAAAGUUGACCUGAGUAAUGAUAGAGCUUUAGAGGAUAUUGGAGAGAGCAAGUCCAUUGAAAGUCCAGAAGUGGUAACCAAAUAUAAAACAGCCGCAGAAGCUGUAAACAAGGCUUUUUUGCACGUAAAGGAGGCCGUGAAGCCCAAUGUUUCUGUCUUGGAGUUGUGUAAGCUAGGCGAUAGUCAGAUCUUGGAGUACACUUCAGGAGUGUUUAACAAGGCAAAGACUGCAACUGGUGAGAAGGUUGAUAAGGGAAUUGCCUUUCCUACUUGUGUUUGCGUGAAUGCCUGUGUUUCACACUUUUCUCCCCUUUCCGACGAGGACACUGAACUUUUAAAAGAAGGUGAUCUGAUAAGUAUCCAGAUGGGUGCCCACAUUGACGGAUAUUGUGCAGUUCUUUGCAAUACUUUGUUUGUCAAUGGUACUGAAAUAGAUUCAUCCUCACAGACACUAACGGGAAGAAAAGCGGAUCUAGUUGUCGCAGUAUACACUGCAGCGGAAGCAGCUUUACGUAUGUUAAGACCUGGAAGGACCAAUACUGAAAUAUCAGAAAUAUUCGCAAAGAUAGCUGAUGCUUAUGACUGCCGAAUUGUGGAAGGCUGCCUAAGUCAUCAAAUGAAACGACACGUUAUUGAUGGAAACAAAGUUGUCCUUGCCAAACCCACGUUUGAUCAAAAGGUGGAUAUAUAUGAAUUUCAAGAGAAUGAAGUUUAUGCGAUAGACAUUGCUAUGAGCACUGGCGAAGGAAAAACUAGAGAACAAGGUACACGUUGCACCAUUUAUAAACGUCGUGUGGAUAUAGAGUACAAUCUGAAAAUGAAAACUUCUCGUGCAGUAUUUAAUGAGAUUAAUACCAAAUAUCCCACAUUGCCUUUUUGUUUGCGUUCGCUUGCCGAUGAAAAAAAGGCAAAGCUUGGUAUUACGGAGCUUCUGACUCAUAAUCUUGUUGUUUCAUAUCCUGUUUUAUAUGAAAGAGAAGGUGUCUUUGUAUGCCGAGCAAAGUUCACUGCUCUCAUUUUACCGUCGCAAACUCUUCGUAUUACUGAAUUUUCGAUGCCUUCGUGUCAAAGCGAAAAGACAUUGUCUGACGAGACAGUAAAGGCAGUUUUGAAAACCUCUGUGUCAAAGAAAGCUCAAAAGAAAAAGAAGAAGCCAGAAAAAUUAAACUCGCAACAAGUUCAUGAAGAGCCAGUGCCAAUGGAAACGGAUGAAAGGAAUGCCUAGUCAGGAUAACUAAAGGGAGAUGAACUCAAAUAA
Messenger RNA from Galdieria sulphuraria, 1381 nucleotides. Its product is annotated as DNA binding protein. The coding region runs from base 113 to 1348 and encodes 411 amino acids. Lineage: Eukaryota; Rhodophyta; Bangiophyceae; Galdieriales; Galdieriaceae. The record is from RefSeq and is a predicted model, not a curated record. The transcript has a single exon.